CGCCGGCUCCCGCCGCCCGGGCCCGGCCGGCCGCGCCGGGGGCCGCCGCGCCGCCGCCGCCAUGGACACCAAGCAUUUCCUGCCCCUCGACUUCUCCACGCAGGUCAGCUCCUCGUCUCUCGGCUCCCCCGCGGGGCGGGGCUCCAUGGCCGCCCCCGCCCUGCAUCCUUCCCUCGGGCCCGCCAUCGGCCCUUCGCUCGGCUCCCCAGGACAGCUGCACUCGCCCAUCAACGGCAUGGGUCCACCCUUCUCGGUCAUCAGCUCCCCCAUGGGCCCCCACUCCAUGUCGGUGCCCACCACACCCACCCUGGGCUUCGGCACGGGCAGCCCGCAGCUCAGCUCGCCCAUGAACCCGGUCAGCAGCAGCAGCAGCGAGGACAUCAAGCCGCCGCUGGGCCUCAACGGCGUGCUGAAGGUGCCGGCGCACCCGUCGGGGAGCAUGGCCGCCUUCACCAAGCACAUCUGCGCCAUCUGCGGGGACCGCUCCUCGGGCAAGCACUACGGGGUGUACAGCUGCGAGGGCUGCAAAGGCUUCUUCAAGCGGACCGUGCGCAAGGACCUCACGUACACGUGCCGCGACAACAAGGACUGCCUGAUCGACAAGCGCCAGCGCAACCGCUGCCAGUACUGCCGCUACCAGAAGUGCCUGGCCAUGGGCAUGAAGCGGGAAGCCGUGCAGGAGGAGCGGCAGCGCGGCAAGGACCGGAGCGAGAGCGAGGCUGAGUGCAGCAGCAGCGCCAACGAGGACAUGCCCGUGGAGAAGAUCCUGGAGGCCGAGCUGGCCGUGGAGCCCAAGACCGAGACGUACGUGGAGGCAAACAUGGGGCUGAACCCCAGCUCGCCCAACGACCCCGUCACCAACAUCUGCCAAGCCGCAGACAAGCAGCUCUUCACCCUGGUGGAGUGGGCCAAGCGCGUGCCCCACUUCUCCGAGCUCCCCCUGGACGACCAGGUCAUCCUGCUGAGGGCAGGCUGGAACGAGCUCCUCAUCGCCUCCUUCUCGCACCGCUCCAUCGCCGUGAAGGACGGCAUCCUCCUGGCCACCGGGCUGCACGUGCACCGCAACAGCGCCCACAGCGCGGGGGUGGGCGCCAUCUUCGACAGGGUGCUCACGGAGCUGGUGUCCAAGAUGCGGGACAUGCAGAUGGACAAGACCGAGCUGGGCUGCCUGCGCGCCAUCGUGCUCUUCAACCCAGACUCCAAGGGGCUGUCGAACCCCACCGAGGUGGAGGCGCUGCGGGAGAAGGUGUACGCGUCGCUGGAGGCGUACUGCAAGCAGAAGUACCCCGAGCAGCCCGGGAGGUUCGCCAAGCUGCUGCUGCGGCUGCCGGCCCUGCGCUCCAUCGGCCUCAAGUGCCUGGAGCACCUGUUCUUCUUCAAGCUCAUCGGGGACACGCCCAUCGACACCUUCCUCAUGGAGAUGCUGGAGGCGCCCCACCAGAUGACCUAGGCCCCGCCGCACGCGCCUGGCCUGCGCGGACGCGCCGCAGCCCGGAGAUGUGUGCCCCGCAUUGCCUGAUGCUGUUGUCUGUGGAUGGGGCAGUAGUCUCGGUGGCCUCAGACACCAGAGAGGACUGGGGUGAGACCCCCACCCAGCCCCCUGCCCUCCGCGGGGCCCGGAGCUGCGGCGGACAGGGAGCCGAGCCCCGGGAGGCGUGGUCCUGCUGCUCGGACAGACCCAUCUUUGGGGUAUCCAGCUCGGCCCGCCCAGGCUUAGGGGAGGGGCCUGACGGGGCCCCAGAACACGAGAGGCACCUCAGGGCAGGCAGGCUCCUCCCCGCGGCAUGGGGAGGGAGCACCCCUUCUUUCCAAAGAUGUCUUGUUGCCUGUCUCCUGUCAGUGGGAGCAGCCGCGGACCUCUGCAGGGGUGGGGGCACAGCCGUGUGCUCUGCCGCGUCCCGGGCUCCGCCCCCGCUCCAUGCUGCCCGCACCCCACCCGUGCGUGGCGCUCUUCACCCGGGCCCGCGGCCGCCAUCCCGCCCCCCCUUCCCGGAGUGGAGGCUGCUGGCCACACCCCCCGGGGGCUUCGAGCAGCAGGAAUGGGGCACGGCCAGCAGCUCCGGAAGGUUCUUCGGAUCUGAAGGACCUUGUCCAGCACCCUAGGCCCCUUCCACAAGCCCGCCUCCCCAACACCGCCGGCCCCACGGCCCUGCAGCCCGUGCAAGCUCGUGGAUGCGGCUGCGGGGCCCGGGUCGGGUGCCCGUGGCCCUGGCAGCUGUCCUUGCCCUCCCGGUGGUGCAGAGGCUGCGUGGAGCGUCCACUCUGCUGUCCACUCUGCUCUCAGAGGCCGGUUCUGGCCCCCUAGCCCCAUCCUGGAGCCCAGGGCUGCCCCCACCUGUCUCCAGCUGGGGCAGGGGCUGGGCAGGGGAGGCCCACGGCCCCACUCCAGGCUUCCAAGGUUCCUGACGCCUCCCCUGCCCAGCGGGGCCUGGAGAAGCUUCUGGCAGGGCACGGCCGGGACUGAGGCUCCUCCCAGCUGCGCCCACCGUCUCCGGUACCGUCCACAUGCCCAGUCCCCACCCACCGGCCUCUCGUGGGACAGUGGGGGCCCGAGUGGAGAAGAGCACGCUUUGGGGGGUUGGCCAUUCUCGGCCAGAGCUGAGGCCCCACCACUGCCCCCGGGUGAAGCCGCCCAGCCUGCCUCCGCCGGGACGUCUCGUCGCUGCCGCUGUUCUCUGUGGUGGGACAAUCUCUGAUCUCCUGCAGAUAUGCUGGCGUCAGCCCCUUAGCCACCGAGUGCCGCCCUGCCCAGUUCCCCGGAGGACUCGGGCUGGCCGACGUCCCCCUCGCGAGUUAGGGUGCGACCCGCUGCCACCCCCACGGCAAGGGCGGGGCCGCACCCGCUCCCCGACGUUUCGUGUUCGUUUCCAACCAAGACUUCUCCCCCCGUUUUCCUAUGAAUUUGCUUCGUGCAAGCAAGGACCUAAGGACCCUCCUCUGGUGAGCCCAGGUUCCAGUGACCGUCUCAAGACCAGGAGACGCAUCUAUUUUCAGAUGCUGGGGGCUGGGCGGGGCCAGGCGCGCACCGGAGGGUACACGCGGGAGUCGGGAGCUAAAGCAUCGGGAAAGGUAGAAAAUCUAUUUUUGUACAAAUGUAAUUUUAUCCUCCUGUAUACUUGGAUGUGGCGGGAGGGUGGGGCUUCUCCGGUUUCUGCUUCCCGGGCUGCGGAGCCCGGGCCGGCCGCCCGCUUCUCUCCCCUCGGAGCCUGUGUCCAGCCCCGCGCACUCGGCCCCAGGGACAUCGGUGUCGGCGGCGUGGGAACGUGGAGAAAGAAAUCGAGCGUUUCACA
Sorex araneus (European shrew) is the source of this 3290-nucleotide messenger RNA. RefSeq names its product retinoid X receptor alpha (gene RXRA). NCBI's taxonomy places the organism in Eukaryota, Metazoa, Chordata, Mammalia, Eulipotyphla, Soricidae. Gene Ontology annotation, molecular function: nuclear steroid receptor activity; retinoic acid-responsive element binding; nuclear receptor activity. The record is from RefSeq and is a predicted model, not a curated record. Gene Ontology annotation, biological process: response to retinoic acid; cell differentiation; negative regulation of transcription by RNA polymerase II. Bases 62 to 1450 code for a protein of 462 amino acids. Gene Ontology annotation, cellular component: RNA polymerase II transcription regulator complex; nucleus. The transcript has 10 exons.